This is a messenger RNA of Paramecium sonneborni, 231 nucleotides long. NCBI's taxonomy places the organism in Eukaryota, Ciliophora, Oligohymenophorea, Peniculida, Parameciidae. The record is from the annotation of a GenBank genome assembly.
AUGGGAAAUCAAUCAAAUUGCUGCUCAGAUUUUACAAUUCAAACAUCAAAUCAUAAUAUUCCUUAUAGAUCAUAAGAAAGCUAAUUUACAAAUGAUAUUGAUAUUUUUAGGAAAAUGAUUACCUAGCCUAUGAAACCAUUGCCUCUUAAUAGAUUCGAAAGGCUUAAAGAAAUGGCUGAUGAUGAUAUUUAAGACAUCUUAAAUCAAUUUAGUGAAUUAGAAAAGAAAUGA